Messenger RNA from Diachasmimorpha longicaudata, 999 nucleotides. RefSeq names its product mpv17-like protein 2. Bases 245 to 829 code for a protein of 194 amino acids. Gene Ontology annotation, cellular component: mitochondrion; cytoplasm; membrane. The transcript is spliced from 3 exons. The record is from RefSeq and is a predicted model, not a curated record. NCBI's taxonomy places the organism in Eukaryota, Metazoa, Arthropoda, Insecta, Hymenoptera, Braconidae. Gene Ontology annotation, biological process: mitochondrial ribosome assembly; cellular response to reactive oxygen species.
AGACCUUCGUAUGAGAAAUCAUAAUUGCGGGAUGUAACCUCACAUGUGACCCUUAUUUUUAGAUUUCCGAGCAUGUAUUUUUUUUAUUUUAUGUAAUGAAGGGGAUCAUUCUUGAAUUAUUGAUGUCGUAAUUUGAGGAGCUUACUGUGUGGACAGUGAAAGGUGUCGUCAAAAUUUUUGACUGAUUUCGUGAUAUUCAGUCUAAGGCCCGGCAUCAUUUUUGUCCACCUGGUGAAUCGUGAAAAUGAAUAUUGCCAGAGGAUUGAAUCUCGUCUUUCAUCGUGCUGGGACAAUGAAAGACAAAUUAUUCUCAAAGAAAUACUUGUUCUACACGAAUGUGGGGAUAUCGAUAUCUCUGUCAGCUACUGGGGAUAUUUUGGAACAGCAUUACGAAAUAUUGAAGGGAGAAUGGAAUGCCUGGAGUCCCCUUCGAACCCAGCACAUGGCAAUAUCUGGUAUGACAGUGGGAAUAAUCUGUCACCAUUGGUACAAUUUCCUCGAUGCCAGAAUGCCGGGCAAAACCAUAGGCAUUGUGUUGAAAAAACUGGUUUUGGACCAGUUGAUAUGCUCACCUCUGUACAUUGGUGUGUUCUUCCUCACCCUGGGUAUUCUAGAAAAUACAACCUGGCCGGAUUUGAAAGCUGAGAUGCGAGAGAAAUUCCAUAAAUUGUAUUUGGCAGAAUGGAUAAUCUGGCCACCAGCUCAAAUAUUCAAUUUCUACUUUUUGCCAACACGCUUUCGAGUUCUUUACGACAAUACAAUAUCCCUGGGAUACGAUGUUUACACGAGUCAGGUGAAACAUGGGAAGCAGGUCAAGCCGAAGGAUUAACCAAAAUUUUCCAUUCUUUAUAGUAAAUGAAUUAAAUUGAGGAUUUGGAUUGUGUGGAAUGUAAAAAACCUGCUGGCAGGAACAGACAAUUUUACGGAUUUUUUUGUAAAUAAAGUGUACAUACAUAUUAAAAAUAAAUAUGAACGAGGUAAUUGUUAUAAAUUAAGAAA